AUGCUUCCUCUGUCAUCGCUCAUGUAUGCUAUUCCUAACAACACGAGACGUGUGUUGACUUCUUGGAAGAGUAACACGGAUCCAUCUCCUGGGGAAUUUGUAGCAGAGCUUACUCCAGAAGUUCCACCUCAAGGGCUUGUAAGGAAAGGCUCAUUACCUUACUGGAGAAGCGGGCCUUGGGCGGAAACAAGGUUCACAGGGAUAUUAGAAAUGGAUGAAACUUAUGUAAAUCCAUUAACAAUGGUCCAAGAUGUGGUGAAUGGUACAGGAGUUAUGACUUUUUGUGCGCUGAGAAACUUUGAUGUGUCAUACAUCAAGCUAGCAUCGGAUGGAUCAUUGAACGUUCGCCGAAGUAAUGGCGGCAACACCGGGUGGAUUAAGCAUUUUGAAGGUCCUCUAAGCUCAUGUGAUCUCUACGGUACGUGUGGAGCUAAUGGUAUGUGCAUAAGGUCCAUUAGUAGUCCAAUAUGCAAAUGCUUGAAAGGGUUUGUGCCAAAGUCAGAUGAUGAGUGGAAUAGCGGAAACUGGACGCGUGGGUGUGUGAGACGAACAGAGUUAUCAUCAUCAUGUCAGGGAAACUAUUCUUCAACAACACAAAGCAAAGACACAACAGACGGGUUUUACCGUGUCGCCAAUAUCAAGCCUCCGGAUUCUUACGAACUGGCGAGCUCUGGUGACGCAGAACAAUGCCGUCAAGGAUGUCUUGGCAAUUGUUCUUGCUCGGCGUUUGCCUAUAUUAAAGGAAUCGGAUGCUUGGUGUGGAAACAUGAGUUGUUGGACAUGGUUCAGUUUACUCAAGGAGGAGAGAUUCUUUUCAUCCGUCUUGCACGUUCUGAGUUAGCUGGAAGCAAAAGAAUCAAGAUCAUCUCUGUUAGCGCUAUCAGCCUCUGCGUGAUUAUAAUCUUGGGGCUAGCAGCAUUUGGGUGUUGGAGAUACAGAGUGAAACAAAAUGGUCAAGCUCGUGUAGCCAUGGAGGUUUCAGAAGAUUCUUGGAAGAAUCAUUUGAAAUCACAAGAUGUCUCAGGUUUAAAUUUCUUUGAGAUGCAUACCAUACAAAAUGCAACCGAUAAUUUCAGCAUCUCAAAUAAACUCGGUCAAGGUGGAUUUGGAACAGUUUAUAAGGGAAAGCUAAAAGAUGGGAAAGAGAUAGCUAUAAAACGGCUCUCUAGGAGCUCUGGAGAGGGAACAGAGGAAUUCAUGAAUGAAUUAAAACUCAUCUCAAAACUACAACACAGAAACUUGGUUCGGCUUUUAGGAUAUUGCAUUGAAGGAGAAGAGAAGCUAUUGGUUUAUGAGUUUAUGGUGAACAAGAGUCUUGAUAGUUUCCUAUUCGAUUUGAAGAAGAAGCUGGAGAUUGGUUGGUCUAAGAGAUUCAAUAUCAUUCAAGGUAUUGCUCGUGGACUUGUCUACCUCCAUCGAGACUCGUUACUUAGAGUUGUGCAUCGCGAUCUAAAGGCCAGCAACAUUCUCUUGGACGAGAAGAUGAAUCCAAAAAUAUCGGAUUUUGGCUUGGCUCGGAUGUUUCAAGGGACUCAAAAUCAAGACAACACUGGCAGAGUCUUUGGAACUUUGUAA
Messenger RNA from Microthlaspi erraticum, 1575 nucleotides. The record is from the annotation of a GenBank genome assembly. Lineage: Eukaryota; Viridiplantae; Streptophyta; Magnoliopsida; Brassicales; Brassicaceae.